Messenger RNA from Nylanderia fulva, 660 nucleotides. Lineage: Eukaryota; Metazoa; Arthropoda; Insecta; Hymenoptera; Formicidae. The record is from RefSeq and is a predicted model, not a curated record.
AUGAACAAUAGAAGUAGUAUGAGGGAAGAGAAUAGUGAAAAGACUGGAUGUAUUAAAGUACCGGAGAUACGUUGUGAGAUACCAAGGAUAAGACCCUUAAGUUAUGGAGAGGUUCUUGGAUGUACCUCACCUAAGAUCAAAGAAAGUAAAAUUUGUAUUUUUAUUGGAGAUGGGAGAUUCCAUUUAGAGAGUGUAAUGAUAAAUAACCCUAAAAUAGAAGGGUUUUAUAAAUAUUGUCCGUUUAGUAAAAAAAUGAGCAGAGAAAGGUAUGGCUAUGAGAAAAUGUUGAAGGUAAGAACGGAGGAGAAGAGAAGGGCUAUGAUGGGGAGAUCUUUUGGUGUAAUUUUGGGUACUUUAGGAAGACAGGGGAAUGGGGGUAUCUUUGAGGCUGUAUGGAGCUAUUUAAAAGAGAAGGGAUAUCUUUUGUAUCCCAUAAAAAUUAGAGAGAUAAACCAAGAAAUUUUGAAUUCCUUUCCUUUCAUCGACUCCUUCGUACAAAUUAGCUGUACAAGACUUAGCUUGGAUUGGGGUAGCUCCUAUCCUAAACCCUUACUGAACCCUUACGAAGUAUUCAACGAUUUGGAGGAGUACUCCAUGGAUUAUUACAGCAAUGAAAGAGCGGUGCCAUGGAGUAACUAUGGGGUAGAGAGAAAAGACUAA